AUGGACAACGUGACACCUGGCAGCUUUCCAGGUGACACGUACCUGAAGGAAUACAAUCCCGUGGCCCUGAUCCUCGGCGUGCCCCUCAUCCUGGCGAUCAUCCUAGGGAACGUGCUGGUGUGUCUGAGUGUGCUGACUGAGCGCUCCCUGAAAACCGCCACCAACUACUUCAUCAUCAGCCUGGCAGUCGCCGAUCUGCUGCUGGCGGUGCUGGUGCUGCCGCUCUACGUGUACUCAGAGUUUUUGGGUGGCGUCUGGACAUUGAGCACCUACAUCUGUGACGCUCUGAUGACCAUGGACGUGAUGCUGUGCACUGCCUCUAUCCUCAACCUGUGUGCCAUCAGUGUGGACAGGUACAUUGCUGUGGUGGUUCCUCUGAAGUACAACAGGAACCAGUUCAGUGUCCGUCAGCUGGUCCUUAUCACAGCCACCUGGGUGCUGUCUCUGGGUGUGGCCAGUCCGGUUAUCUUCGGUCUGAACCAGGUGCCGGGUCGCAAUCCAAGACUGUGCAAACUGGAGGACGACCGUUUCGUAGUGUACUCGUCGGUCUGCUCCUUCUUUGUGCCUUGUCCCAUCAUGCUCUUCUUGUAUUACUGGAUGUUUCGGGGCCUGCGGCGGUGGAGCGGUCGGAGCCGAUCUCCGGCGGGGCGAGCCGGCCGUCCGGCUCUCUCUUUACGUCUGGGCUCUGUUCUACAGCGAGCGAAAGCCACGAAGACUGGGAGACUAGAGAAGGUGGUUUGUGCCACGCCGACUGGCCUCAGCCCCGCCUCCCCCUCCACCGUGUCCGCGACAAUGACCUCGGUGACCCCGGUGACGGAGCAUCAGUGCGACGGGCAAAUGGUGGUGGCGGAGAGCGACCCAAUGACGACGCAGAUGGACAGCAUGUCAGACGGAGAAGCCACGGAGAAGAGGGAGGGACUCGGCCUGAUGAAGACCAGCGCUGCCGCAAAGAGAGGAAGAAGAAACAGCAAGAGCAGCAGAGUCAGUGGGAGGGAACGCAAAGCCAUGAAGGUCCUGCCGGUCGUCGUCGGUGUGUUUCUGGGCUGUUGGACGCCUUUCUUUGUCGUCCACGUCACCAAGGUGUUGUGUCGGUCAUGUGACAUCGGCCCGACUCUCAUCUCCGUGGUAACAUGGCUUGGUUACGUGAACAGUGCUGUCAACCCGAUCAUCUACACGGUCUUCAACACGGAGUUCAGGAACGUCUUUCACAAGCUGCUCUGCUGUCGUACACGAAACUACAAGCACUGA
Molecule: messenger RNA, 1248 nt
Organism: Toxotes jaculatrix (banded archerfish)
Lineage: Eukaryota; Metazoa; Chordata; Actinopteri; Toxotidae
Gene: drd4-rs
Product: dopamine receptor D4 related sequence
Exons: 4
Coding region: 1-1248 (415 amino acids)
Biological process (GO): adenylate cyclase-activating adrenergic receptor signaling pathway; adenylate cyclase-inhibiting dopamine receptor signaling pathway
Cellular component (GO): plasma membrane
Molecular function (GO): dopamine neurotransmitter receptor activity, coupled via Gi/Go; G protein-coupled receptor activity
Source: RefSeq, a predicted model, not a curated record